AUGGCCGAACCUCAGCCCGCAGAUAUCCCAGAAGACGCACCCACCGGUACUGCUGAAGACCGCCGGGCCGCAGCCGCGCUUUCUUCCCUCGACACACACGACGAUGCAUCCGCCGACAAGCGCGAUGUCGAUAGCGAGGCGCUGGGCAAUGCAAUGAAGAACCUGGGUGGUGGCAAACAGAAAGAGGCGAAGAAAGAGGUUGAGUCGAAAAAGGUCAAGAUUGAUAUGAAGGACGUGAGCUUGCUGGCCGAACACUUGGAAUUGAGUAAGCCAAAAGUGACAGAACUUCUGAAGGCGCAUGAAGGUGAUGCGGUAAGAGCAAUGAAGGCCUAUGUUUCUACGAGCGCAUGA
This is a messenger RNA of Pseudovirgaria hyperparasitica, 351 nucleotides long. RefSeq lists its product as uncharacterized. Bases 1 to 351 code for a protein of 116 amino acids. The record is from RefSeq and is a predicted model, not a curated record. Lineage: Eukaryota; Fungi; Ascomycota; Dothideomycetes; Acrospermales; Acrospermaceae. The transcript has 2 exons. Gene Ontology annotation, biological process: negative regulation of apoptotic process; protein stabilization.